GGAUUUAAAAAACAAAGUAUAGCAAUAAGAAACGACGCCGUUUUGAAGUGUCUCCGAACCCUCUACUUCCGCCUCUGCGUCUUCUCUUCUGCUCGCCGCAUAGAAUCCACCAUGUUUCGCAUUCGCAGAGUCUUGUCUUAUCGUGUACUCGCAUCAUGCACCCGCAAUGCAUUUUCUUCAUCGGAAGCACGUUCUCUCCCUCACUCCCAUUCCCCAAUUCUCCCUCCACCUUCAUUUCUAGGAGUUGGAAUUUCAGAAAACCAUGGAUCAAUCUCUUUUGCAAAGCUUAUGUCUUCAAGAGCAUCAUCUGAACAAGGAAAAGGCACAGAAAAGACAAAAAAGGAGAUAACAAAUGUUGAGAAUCCAUUUGAUGAUUCUCCAACAUAUAACAUUCCCGAGAAGCCAGUAACAUUUGUUGAGGGGGCGUCCUACAGUGUGAUCAUUCUUGCAGGGCUUGGAGUUGCGGCUGCUGCUGGAUAUGCUGUUUUCAAAGAACUUAUAUUUCAACCCAAAGAGUACAAGAUCUAUAACAAGGCUCUCAAAAGAAUUCAAGAUGAUGGUCAGGUCAGAGUGAGGAUUGGAUCCCCAAUUACAGGUUAUGGCCAAGAGAGUAGAAAUCGUGCUGCUCGUCAAAGAAUUCCCAAUAGGGUUUGGACUGAUGAGGAGGGUGUUGAGCAUGUAGAGGUUAAUUUCUUUAUCCGUGCCCCCCACGGACAUGGAAAAGUAUUUGCUGAGAUGUUCAAAGGAGUUGAUGGUGAGUGGAAAUUCACAUACUUAAUUGUUGAGAUUAGAGCACCCUCUCCAGCACAAUUAAUUCUGGAGUCAUAUAUCCCAUCUUACAACACAAACAAGUAGCCUAGAUGAGAAAAGGUCCUCGUUAUUUGAUCUAUUACUGUAGGCCUCUUUUUUCAACUUUCAGCAUUGAUCACCUUUGUUAGUCCAUGCUCCAUUGGGGAUGAAAGUUGGAAGAAGGAAAGACAAUUUAAGUAACAAAUAAUAUUGGAGUCUGGAUCUCAAAUCUCAGGUUUGAUAUUUUUUAAUUUCAUUAAGAACCUGCGGACGCGAAGGAAAGUUUUGGGAAUGAUCUUAGUAUCGGCGAGGGUGGUUACUUUGUCAUUGAUGUUGAAUGAGAAUGGCCAUGUAGUUCUAUUUUUUGAUGUUGUUACUGUUGACAUUUUCAUAUAAAUUUGUAUGUUAAGUACAUUGUGUAGCUGGAAGGAGCACACAAGUGAUGGGUAUGAGAGGUGGUUUAAAUUAAUAAUGGAUCAUAUAAGAUUGAUUUUAA
This is a messenger RNA of Vicia villosa (hairy vetch), 1285 nucleotides long. RefSeq names its product probable mitochondrial import inner membrane translocase subunit TIM21. Lineage: Eukaryota; Viridiplantae; Streptophyta; Magnoliopsida; Fabales; Fabaceae. Gene Ontology annotation, cellular component: TIM23 mitochondrial import inner membrane translocase complex. The transcript is spliced from 7 exons. The record is from RefSeq and is a predicted model, not a curated record. Bases 112 to 855 code for a protein of 247 amino acids. Gene Ontology annotation, biological process: protein import into mitochondrial matrix.